Messenger RNA from Salpingoeca rosetta, 2304 nucleotides. RefSeq lists its product as uncharacterized. The record is from RefSeq and is a predicted model, not a curated record. Bases 25 to 2304 code for a protein of 759 amino acids. The transcript is spliced from 5 exons. Lineage: Eukaryota; Choanoflagellata; Craspedida; Salpingoecidae.
CCCACCUCGACUGUGUCCCCCACGAUGCCGCUCCUGCACUCACAGCAUCGCAGCAGCGACGAAGCCACGGGCCGCCCACCAACGCCCACCAACGACGCUGGCCUGUCUGCCCAGCCACCGGCCUUGCGCCUCAAGGCUCCCCUCCACGAACGUCGCAUGGCAAAGCCCCUGAGUGUUGGCCUCGUCGUUCCCACAAACGCGGAGCAGCGCCGCCCUUCCUUCUCAGACUCGUACCUCUCCCCAAUGUCGGCGUCGUCGGCCACCACCUCCGCCCCGCCCUCUGCCUGGUCGUCGGGGUCCGUGUCGUCUUCCUUGGACAGCACCCCGUACUCCCAGCGGUCAAGUGACGUGUCUGCACUCUCCUCCCCGCCGCAGGGCUGGGCCAACCCCUCCACCUCAAGCGCAAAUUACCCUUCCACGGGCGUCGACUCGAGCUCCCUCGCAUCCAUCAUCAACGACACCUUGCUCGGCGACUUCUCCUCCCUGCCAACCUCAGACGACGGCUUUGCGCAGUGGGGCUUGCCGUGCGAAAUUAGCAACCCUCAGCUCAGCAACCUCAUGACGCCGGCCUCAGACUACCCACAGCAGCAGCAGCACCACCACCACCAGCAUCAUCCCGAACACGACGUGAUCACCACCACGUCCUCCUUCUCAUCAAGCGCGUUUCCCAGCUUCGCCCACUUUGACAGCGCCGCCACCCCGCUCGCCUCAGUGGACAAGGACAGCUUCGUUGCGCCCCACUUGUUCCACGACGCUUCAGACCACCCAGGCACAAUCAGCAGCACCUCCACGACAACCUGCAACAGCACCAGCGGCGCAUACAUCUCGAGCAACAACGCCGCCAGCGGCUGCAGCAGCAGCAGCAGCAGCAACGACGACAAAGGUGAUGCCUACAAUGUUGGCGGGGACCAAGACAGUGUGCAGGACAUACUCCAGUGGCUCAAGCACGACGCCCCAACGGCAAACCUUGCCCUGCCAACGAUGGGGCCCCGCUUCCCCAACGCGCCACCACCAACGCGCAGCCCAAACCACCCGUCAUCCUCCUCCACUUCAACGGGUGAUGCCGGCAAGCAUCGUGACUCCUCUUCCUCUGCUACCGCGCAGCCACCAAUGCUUGCAAGCACUCACCCACGCAGCGGCAGCAAGCCCGUCGCCAAGCGGCAGCGCCGCAAGUCCGCGGGCAGCAGCAACCCAAAGAACAAGAGCAAGCGCUCAUCCUCAGCCUCUACCUCCUCCUCCUCCUCCUCUUCCCCUGCAAAAGGUCAGGGCAACAUCUACAAGAAGCAGUACACAACACCAACCCGCUCGAACCCGCGCCGCACUUCGCACGUGCGGACCCGUGGCGCCGUCACCACCACCACCACCACCACAGCCAAAAUCCAGGACCGUGCCCUCUCUGGCGAAGGGCAGCCGCCCCUCAAGGUGGCCAAGAUCGACUCCCGCGGCUCCUGCAGUGACACCGAGGGUGGUUCUCCGUCUUCCCUCUCCUCCUCCUCAUCAUCAUCUUCUUCUUCGGCAUCCACCAGCGCCACUUCCACCAACUUCACAAGCACGGUGCACAGCGAUGCUGCCAUGAACUUCUUUGCGGUUCACGCGCAGAGCUGCCCCACCUCCACUAUCCCUGCAAAGGAUUAUGACGUGUACUAUCCCGAGAACGACAGCAGCGAGGACGAGGACGGGUCCGACGACGACGACGACGACAACGCAAUUGACACGGACGAUUCUCAGGAUGAGGAUGAGGAGCAGCAGGACGACGACGAUGACGACGACGAAUGGGUGCCUGCAAGCACCGCUCGUCGCAAUUCAACAAAGACGAAGAGCACGAGCACGCUGUCGACGGCCAGCAGCAGCAGCAGCAGCAGCAGCAGCAGCAGCAGCAGCAGCAAGAAGAACAAGAAGAAGAAGGCCUCGAAGAAGCGCAAGAGUGCCACCUCCCGCUCGGGUCGCCCGGGCACCCGGCCCACGUCCUCCAACCAAAUUAUCUGUCCCAUCUGCCACGGCGUCGGCCGCAACAGCAAGCGCAAGAUCUGCGGCAUCUGUUACAGUGGCCUGUACAACGAUGUCAAGAAGGUGGUCCGGGCAAAGCUGCACUUCCGGCUCGGCAAGGAUCCAGUCGCUAACCGCGAUGGCCUCAAGCAAGCUCUGAGGAAGCUGCAGCGUGGCUGCAAGCGCAAGUACAAGUGCAAGGAAUCUGCCUGGCGCUACAGCCUUGAUCCCGCCGCAAAGUGCACCCGAUGCAGAAGCAUCCACGUCAUCGACGCCAUCCCCGACCUGGCCGAUAUCACCAUGUCCUCCUUGUUCUGA